UUAUCUGUAUAUGGAUUCUAAAAAUGAUUAGAAACACAAGUUUACCAGACCAAAUGGUUAAUACUCAAAAACUAUAAACAAUUAAUAAGGUUUCAAUCGAGAAGAGCCAUAAAAAUCUAAUUUGUAGUAGUAAUAACAACAACAUUCUUAUUAAUAAACGUAAACACAAGCAUCGAAAGUGGCUCCAAUGACUGAAAUUGAGAAAAUCAAGAAAGUAUAAUUAUUUAUAUGAUUCUAGGAAAAUGCUAUGCUCAAGUCUGAAUUACUUAUCACUAAAGAAUAACUCAAAAGUCUUACAGAAAAUUAUUAAAACCUCUAAUAGAGAUAUCACGAAUUGUAAAGUUAAGUCAAGUACCCACCUGAAGAAUUAUUGCUCCUCGAAAUGUAAAGACAAAUGAAACAUCAAUAAUAUUAUGAAUUUAUACAAGAGGCAAUGAUGCCAUAAAGAUAGUUUUAAACAGAUGGAAUGACCUACGAAGAAUUAUUAGAGUUACAAAAUUAAGUAGGUCACGUAUCAAGAGGAUUAACUAAAGAAUAGAUAAAGAAAAUACCAAAAAGAACAGUAUAUCUCAAAUAGAAAGAUGGGUAUUAAUAAUUUAAUGUAUUUUAGAUGUUCAAUAUGUUAUAAUGAGAUAGUGACACACGAAAACAUUAGAGAACUUAAGUGUAAACACUAUUAUCAUUCAAAAUGUAUUAAGAAGUGGUUGAUGAACGAAAAGAAAUGUCCAAUUUGUUAGACUGAAGUAUGCAUCUGAAAUUAUAUACAUAUAUAUAUUUAUUAUGAUUGAAUUCUAG
Molecule: messenger RNA, 795 nt
Organism: Paramecium octaurelia
Lineage: Eukaryota; Ciliophora; Oligohymenophorea; Peniculida; Parameciidae
Source: the annotation of a GenBank genome assembly